Alnus glutinosa is the source of this 1983-nucleotide messenger RNA. RefSeq names its product cytochrome P450 78A5. Gene Ontology annotation, molecular function: iron ion binding; oxidoreductase activity, acting on paired donors, with incorporation or reduction of molecular oxygen; monooxygenase activity. The transcript has 2 exons. Bases 129 to 1706 code for a protein of 525 amino acids. The record is from RefSeq and is a predicted model, not a curated record. NCBI's taxonomy places the organism in Eukaryota, Viridiplantae, Streptophyta, Magnoliopsida, Fagales, Betulaceae.
CCCUGAUCAUCCACCAUUUCUCAGCUCUCCCUCUUUCUGGGGUUUUCGUUUCACUGACCGCCUUCUGUUUCCUUUUCUUUUUCUUUCUUCUUUUCUUUCGUUUGCUAAGCAACCAAACACAAAAGAACAUGUCAUCAGAACACUACUAUCUCUUCCUUUCACCAGUAAUCCUCAGCUUCGAGCUUUUCCUCUGCGUCUUUCUCUUCGUUGCUGUCUUUGCCCUCUGGCUCUCCCCGGGCGGUCUUUCAUGGGCACUCUCUAGAACCCGAGGCCCCGCCAUUCCCGGCCCUUCUGGUCUGCCGCUUCUUGGCAUGGUUUUCAUUUUUACAGGGUCUUUGACUCACAGAGCUCUCGCUAAGCUUGCUGAGGCUUUUAAGGCGAAGCCGUUGAUGGCAUUCUCAGUGGGGUUCACUCGUUUCAUUAUCUCAAGCCGCCCAGACACGGCUAAAGAGAUUUUGAACAGCUCAGCUUUCGCUGACCGGCCCGUUAAGGAGUCGGCUUACCAGCUUCUCUUCCACAAGGCAAUGGGCUUUGCUCCGUUCGGCGAGUACUGGAGGAACCUGAGGAGAAUCUCGGCAACCCAUUUGUUCAGUCCGAAAAGAAUUGCUUCUUUCGGGGAGUUUCGGACGAGUAUCGGGUCCAAAAUGGUAGACGAGAUAAAGGUUUUGAUGGGGAGGAACGUUAAUGGUGAGGUUGAGGUGAGGAAAGUGUUGCAUUUUGGGUCGUUGAACAAUGUCAUGAUGAGUGUGUUUGGAAGGAAUUACGUGUUUGGUGAGCGGUGUGGGAAUUAUGAAGGGUGUGAGCUUGAGGGUAUGGUGAGUGAAGGGUAUGAGCUUCUAGGGGUUUUUAAUUGGAGUGAUCACUUUCCUCUUUUGGGUUGGUUGGAUUUGCAAGGAGUGAGGAAAAGGUGCAGGAUUCUGGUGGCAAAGGUUAAUGUUUUUGUCGGGAGGAUUAUAGAGGAGCAUAGGGCGAAGAGGGUUGAGAAUGGAACAAUACUUAUCACUGGGGAGGCUGAUGAGGGCUCGGGUGAUUUUGUUGAUGUGCUGCUUGAUCUGGAGAAAGAGAAUAGGCUCAGUGACUCUGAUAUGAUUGCUGUUUUAUGGGAAAUGAUCUUCAGGGGGACCGACACAGUGGCAAUCCUCCUAGAAUGGAUUCUUGCACGAAUGGUACUUCACCCAGAUAUCCAAGCCAAAGCCCAAGCUGAAAUCGAUACCAUUGUCGGCCGGAGCCAAUCAGUGUCCGAUUCCGACCUCCCUAACCUACCCUACCUCCACGCCAUAGUAAAAGAAACCUUGAGAAUGCACCCGCCAGGUCCCCUCCUCUCCUGGGCUAGGCUCGCCGUGCAUGACACCCACGUAGGCCGACACUUCAUUCCGGCCGGCACGACCGCGAUUGUUAAUAUGUGGGCGAUAACUCACGACGAGCAGGUCUGGCCUGAGCCCGGAGAAUUCAAGCCAGAGCGGUUUAUGCAGGAAGAUGUAGCCAUCAUGGGGUCUGAUCUUAGGUUGGCUCCAUUUGGUUCUGGAAGAAGGGUCUGUCCAGGCAAGGCCAUGGGCAUUGCCACUGUUGAGCUCUGGCUUGCACAGUUGCUCCAGAGCUUCAAAUGGAUGCCUUCUGAUCGUGGUGUCGACUUGUCAGAGUGUUUGAAACUUUCAUUGGAGAUGAAACAUUCCUUGGUCUGCAAGGCUGUUCCUAGGAUUGCUUGACAUGAAUUUGAUGGGGCUUUUGUUGUUACCAGGAUGCAUAUGAUAUGAUGUGAUCCAUGUAGGGGAAGGAUUAAAUAGUUUGAUUUAAUUACUUUCCAUGCAUGCAUGUUUUCUUAGCUAUAUAUGUUAUGUAAUUUUGGUUUUGGCUUUAAUUAGGGUAGGGUUUCUGGUUGGUUAUUUUGUUAAAUGGUGUUUGGAUUUGCUUUGGUGGAACUUUCAUGCCCCUGUACACAUUUCCUAAUGAAUUAUAUUAAUGCACUAUCAGUUUGUCCUUCCA